CUGAAUUAGUGGGGAAGGAGAAACUCCCGCAGACUUGACUCGUGCCCAUCCACAGCCAAACUUUAAAUCUACCGACAACAGCAAUUCUCCGAAAGGACGUCUCCCGAAUUCAAGUUAAUUUAAUUUGUAAUUUGGUAAACGAGAAAAAAGCUACUUUGUUAGGUAAAUGGACACACCAGGAGAAGAUUCUGGCUUUGGGUAUGAAGAUCCACUUAACCUACUGGAAGAGGGAUCGCAUGGUAUUAGUGUAAAUCUCCAACAAAAUCCUGAUGAAUCGGAUGAAGGAAUUGAACUGAAUGCUGGGUUUGGGAUGAACCAGGAAGAGGAUCCCUUAAUGGCUGAUAACUUUGCUGAUAACCUGAAUUUUGUUCAAGAAGGAAUAAUUCCUCCACAUAUCCAAUUGCAAAUGGCUCACGAGCAAUUUAAUCUUCAACAUCAACCGGAUCAGUUUGAAGAGUUGCUUCAACAAGGAAAUUUCGGAUUAGGAGGUAACCUUGUACUUCCAAACAUGAACCAACAACAAGUACAUUUACAACAAGACCCUCCUGGCGAUGACAACAAUAAUGACAGGCCGGAUGAUGUAAACAAUAAUACAACGGAUCCAAAUCUACGUCAACAACAACAGUUAAUUCUAGAGCAGCGACUUCAGCAACAGCAACAAAUAGCACAAUUAGAACAGUUUGAGAAUGAUAAUGGGGAGCAGGAAGAAGUCGUUAACGAUGACAACAAUGAGGUCAAGUUUGACGUUGGCGGACUAGUUGAUGAUAACGACGAGGUGGAAAUUAUAACAAAUGGAACUACUCACGGGAAGAAGGAUAAGCGAAAAAAGAAGAAGAAAAAAAAGAAGAAUCGGGUUUUCCCAACCGAUAUUGUCAAGGAAGAAACAAAUGUAGAAAAUAAUAAGCAAAACGAGAAUAUAAAACCGGACCCAGAUGUCGAAAUAGAAUAUGUGGCGGAAAGAUUAGAGUUGAGCGUAUUUGAUCCCAUGUACCGAGCAUUUGCUAAUGUAUUUGAAAACUUCCGGAUAAGUGACUUUCGAAAAUUGCCAGAUGGGGAGAAAUCAGAAGACCCAAAUUUGAACCUCAAGAAGGUCCCUAAAAUUGACCUAGAAGAGGACGAUGCUGACAAAAAGGACGACGACAAACCCAAGCUAUCAAAAAGGAAGCUCAAAAAGUUGACUCGUUUGUCAGUGGCAGAGUUGAAACAGGUUGUUUCAAGACCGGAUGUCGUAGAAAUGCACGAUGUCACGGCUAAGGAUCCUAAACUGCUAGUUCACUUGAAAGCUUACAGAAAUACGGUCCCAGUGCCAAGGCAUUGGUGUUAUAAACGAAAGUAUUUACAAGGAAAGCGAGGAAUAGAGAAACCACCAUUUGAUCUCCCGUUAUUUAUUAAAAAGACUGGCAUUAUGGAAAUGAGAGCCGCAUUAGCUGAGAAGGAAGAUCAAAAGUCUCUCAAAGCUAAAAUGAGAGAAAGAGUGCGUCCUAAAAUGGGAAAAAUUGACAUUGAUUAUCAGAAAUUGCAUGACGCGUUCUUCAAAUGGCAAACAAAGCCAAAAAUGACUAUUCAUGGUGAUUUGUAUUAUGAGGGAAAAGAGUUUGAAACAAGAAUGAAGGACAAAAAGCCAGGAGACCUUUCGGAUGACUUGAGGACUUCGCUUGGAAUGCCGAUUGGUCCUAAUGCAAAUAGGGUCCCUCCCCCAUGGUUAAUAGCUAUGCAGAGAUACGGCCCUCCACCUUCUUAUCCUCAUUUGAAAAUUCCUGGACUAAAUGCACCAAUCCCUGACAGUUGUAGUUUUGGAUAUCAUGCAGGUGGGUGGGGAAAACCUCCAGUUGAUGAAUUUGGUCGUCCACUGUAUGGAGACGUUUUUGGAAUUAUGACUGGAGACGCUUCGGGUGCUGCUGAAGAGGAGUACGUUGAUAAAACCCUUUGGGGCGAAUUAGAAUCGGAAGAAGAAGAAGAGUCAAGUGAAGAGGAAGAAGAAGACGAAAAGGACGAAGAUGAUGAGAAAGAAGCACCUGACGAAAGUGGAUUGCAGACACCAGCUGAAGGGCUUCAGACGCCUUCAGGAUUCUCUAGUGUCCCUGCAGGCCUCGAGACACCAGAGUCUAUUGAACUGAGAAAACGCAGAAUAGAACAGGACAUGGAAGGUGGAGAUACUCCAGCAGCCUUAUAUACAGUACUUCCAGAAAAGCGAGUGGAUAGGAUUGCGGGAGCUAUGAUGCCUUCAACCCACGUUUACGAUGUUAUAGGCGCGGCAAAGGAAAAAGCUAAGCCAUUCGGCGUUAAAGAUUCCAGCGCAGUGGAAUUGGCAUUGGACCCAUCUGAGUUGGAUUUGGUAGAUACUGCGGCAAUGGAAGCACGUUAUGAGCAAACCCUUAAAGAGAAGCAAUCGUAUGGCCAUGGCGAAGACUUAUCCGAUAUGGUGGCCGAGCAUACUGCAAAACAGAAGAAUAAGCGAAAACGUCAAAUGCAGCAACAAGAUGUUAAGAAAGGAGCAAAGAAGCAAAAAGAAUUUAAAUUUUGAAACCAAAAUAAAGUUACAAAAUUCGGCGGGGUAUUUAAAUAUCGUUUCGAAUUUGCAUGUACAUAUACCGUUCAUGAGUUAAGUUGUUAAUGUACAUAUAUUGUCUUAAAAUUAAACGUGUUGAUUUCAUAACUUUUUAUAACGUAUCACAACUUCAUAAAAACUAUGUUUGUCAUUUUAUUAUCAUCAUUUGUAAUUCAUUAUGAGUAUAAUAAAUGUUGACUUCAAUACGGAA
Molecule: messenger RNA, 2759 nt
Organism: Folsomia candida
Lineage: Eukaryota; Metazoa; Arthropoda; Collembola; Entomobryomorpha; Isotomidae
Gene: Sf3b2
Product: splicing factor 3B subunit 2
Exons: 11
Coding region: 167-2524 (785 amino acids)
Biological process (GO): mRNA splicing, via spliceosome
Cellular component (GO): U12-type spliceosomal complex; U2 snRNP; nucleus
Source: RefSeq, a predicted model, not a curated record